Molecule: messenger RNA, 1107 nt
Organism: Sphaeroforma arctica JP610
Lineage: Eukaryota; Ichthyosporea; Ichthyophonida
Exons: 6
Coding region: 376-1107 (243 amino acids)
Source: RefSeq, a predicted model, not a curated record
AGAUAAUCCAAGCUACUUCACAGUAUAAACAGAACCGGCAGCCGGCGAUCUUGCGUACAUACCAAUAAGAGUGUAGUGAAUACCUAGCUUCGGUACCAGUUGUAUGAUCUUUUAGUAUACUCUAAUUUCUAUUGCUUGGUGACCGACAUCAGCAUCUGUAAAAUGAGCUUCACCUGAAUUACUUAAUUUGAUUUGCAACUAAUAAGCGACGAAAUAAUCGAAGUCGCUGAUGGGAUUGGGAGAGAUUUCCAUUCAAAGCAAAAUCAAUACUCACCAGAAAGACUGAACGGAGCAAAAUAUACACAACACAGUAACACACGAAGCCGACUAAAUCCAAACCAUAUCCAGUGAAAAUUACACAUCAACGUACACACAAUGAACAGCGGCUACAAUAACGAGAACAGGCCAGUAUAUCUAACACCCUCACGCGGCAACCAUGGUGAUACCAAGCGAAGACUCACGGAAAGAGUCAACGUACAAGCAGAUGCCAUUGCACAACAUAUGUACGACGUCAAGGCGGCCAGAGGGAGAUUCGAUGUGUGGGUACAACAGCAGGGAACUAGCAUUCAGCGAUGCGCAGCAGACCAUAGAGAUAAGCUAGCACAACAGGAAGAUCAUGUCUCCGACGCACAAAUAGCCUUGGCACGGAUACAAAGGCAAAAGGAGGACAAUGCUCGAAAAACAAAGCAGCGAGAAGCACACGUCGCGCAGAUGAAAGCGGAGCAAAAGGAACUCAUAAACCGAAAAACACAGUACGAAGGCAUGCAAUCAGAGCUGGAGAGGGAGAUAGAUGCAGGGCAACAUGCAUUGGACGAGAAACGCCAAGUAUGUCUCCUUCCAAAGCGAAGAGAAACCUCGCUGGACAUGUACGACCACGCGAUCUCGAAAUACAAACAAUGGAUGGGACUUUCAAUACGCAAGGAUGUCGGUGACGGCAGGCAUAGGGGUAUAUUGGUGACCUUCACACUUAUUGACCACCACGAUCCUGAUCGAGGAUUCAACGCUCAUCUUUUAAUCAAUGACAAGAACCAGUUUUUGGCUGGCUCUAGUGAACCCCGGAUAGACCUUCAGGCCGCUGUCGAUGUGAUGAACGAAACAAGUAUGUAA